ACCCUUACUCUCCAGUUCGCACUUUCCCGUCAAGGCUUUGGUGAGCUCGAGCAACACCUGAUGGAGAUUAGCGAUUCGUCCCACACGCGAUACGGCAUGCAUCUGUCCAAGGACGAAGUGCACGAGCUCAUGGCACCUCAUCCGGAGACGCAACACACAGCAUCGGAAUGGCUCGCAUUUCAUGGACUUGAUGAGACGAACGCCAAAUACUCAUCCGCAAGAGACUCGAUGACCCUUCGAGUUCCUGUGGGCACCGCUGAAUCCAUGUUCAACACGAGCUUCCACGUCUACAAGCAUGCUGAAUCUGGGAAUGCACUCGUGCAGACGACGCAUUACAGUCUCCCGGAAGUCCUUCAUGACCACAUCGACCUCGUCCAUCCUCUUGUUAUGCUUGCUUCUGCUAAAACAUUGAGAUACACCGCCGGUAACAGUGCCCCAGUAAACCCACCCAUUCCGUCGGUCCGUACGCGCGGGGACAGCGCUGUGGAUCCCUCCUGCAACACCCAGAUCACUCCCGAUUGCCUUCGUCAGCUUUACAAUAUCGGUAACUACACAUCAUCUUCGACCAUAGGCAACGGGAUAGCGGUCUCGGCUUUUGAAGACGAGUGGGCAUCAUACACGGACUACGAGACAUUCUUGGAGGCAUAUGCGUCAUCUGCUGCUGGGUCCAACUUCUCUGUUACUUCGACAAAACUCGGUACUGAAGCUAGUCUGGACGUGCAAUACGCAUUUGGUCUGACGCGGCCUAUCCCGGCGACCUUCUUCACCAUCGGCGGGUAUCCAGACUCACCUCCCGAUAUGAACUGGACUUUCGCAACAGGGACAUUAGAUUUCGUCGAUUUCCUGCUGAACCAAACAGACCUGCCCCCGGUUAUCUCAACGAGCUACGGAGAAGAUGAAACUUCAUUUACUCCGGCACAGGCGAACACGAUAUGCCAGGGCUUCGCUGCUCUAGGCGCACGGGGCGUGUCUAUUUUAUAUUCAUCAGGAGACUACGGAGUAGGGUAUGAUUCGCAAGACCCUGAGACAUUCACGGUGCAUUUCCCCGCUAGCUGCCCAUAUGUCACGUCUGUCGGGAUGACGUCCGGUACUCAUGAAGUUGCAGGGAAUUACAAAAAUGAAAGCUUCAGCGGUGGUGGAUUCAGCAGUUAUUUCCCUCGCCCUUCAUACCAAGACAAGUCGGUCAGCGACUAUCUGACAUACCUUGGGGAUCAGUAUUCCGGCCUCUACAACUCGAGCGGACGUGGAUAUCCGGACGUAUCAGCGCAAGGCGUCAACUUCCCGAUCGAUUACUACGGUGGCACGAAGAACGAGACAGGCACCUCCGCUUCCACGCCCACAUUCGCUGCAAUCAUUGCACUCCUUAACGAUGUGCGAUUGAGUGCCGGGAAGGGUACCCUCGGAUUCUUAAAUCCGUGGUUAUACUCCUCAGGCUAUGCCGCACUGAACGAUAUCACCGAGGGAAAUAACCCUGGCGCAGGGACACUUUUAAUAGCUCACGGCUUGAAACCACUUCAGGCUACGAGAGGGUGGGAUCCACUCACAGGGCUUGGUACACCUGACUUCGCGAGGCUCAAAUAG
Messenger RNA from Coniophora puteana RWD-64-598 SS2, 1581 nucleotides. RefSeq names its product subtilisin-like protein. The record is from RefSeq and is a predicted model, not a curated record. The transcript is spliced from 12 exons. The annotation marks the transcript as partial. Gene Ontology annotation, molecular function: serine-type endopeptidase activity; tripeptidyl-peptidase activity. Lineage: Eukaryota; Fungi; Basidiomycota; Agaricomycetes; Boletales; Coniophoraceae. Gene Ontology annotation, biological process: proteolysis.